Messenger RNA from Lucilia cuprina (Australian sheep blowfly), 2106 nucleotides. RefSeq names its product sphingomyelin phosphodiesterase-like. Gene Ontology annotation, molecular function: acid sphingomyelin phosphodiesterase activity. Gene Ontology annotation, biological process: ceramide biosynthetic process; sphingomyelin catabolic process. The transcript has 6 exons. The record is from RefSeq and is a predicted model, not a curated record. NCBI's taxonomy places the organism in Eukaryota, Metazoa, Arthropoda, Insecta, Diptera, Calliphoridae. Gene Ontology annotation, cellular component: lysosome. Bases 1 to 2064 code for a protein of 687 amino acids.
AUGUGGCGUUCUCUAGUGUUCGCAGCUCUGUUGGCAACAACAUUUGCAUUCAAUUUACCAGGAAUACCCAGAGAUUUUACGGCUAAUGAUGCCGUUUUGGCAGCAAUAUCUGAUGAUGUAGCCCGUAAAUUUGAGAUUGAAUACAUGAAAUACCUAAAAACCGGCAAGGAAACCCCCGUACUUAAGCAAAUCAGCGCACAAUUGGCCAAAUCUCACAGUAAAAAAGACUUGUUUAUCAAAGAAAUUCAUGAAUUGGGACCAGUAGAUGAAUUUUUCACCUGUGUCACUUGUCGAGCUGUAGUCAAUGUUAUAGUGAAAACAUUCCGCGACGAAGAUGGUGAACUAAAUGGACCGAAUAAUAAACAGGUGGUCAAGAAAAUUGUUUUAGAUAUUUGCCAACGUUUAAAUCUACAAACCGAAGAAGUCUGUUCCGAAAUGUUUGAAUCACAUUGGCCCACAACUGAAUAUAUAAUAAUGAACAGUAAAGAGGAUUCAAGAUUUUUCUGUGGUUUAUUUAUGCAAUGGAGUUAUUGUAAUCUUAACAAUCAUACCGAUUAUGAAUGGACUUUGAAUAUAGAUAACAGUGCCGAGGUCAUAACUUCAUCUAAGUCGGAUUUUCCUGGUAAAACGUCUAAUGAUUUAAAUAUUUUACAUUUAACCGAUAUUCAUCAUGAUCCAUUGUAUGUUCCUGGAUCUUUGGCUGAAUGUGAUGAACCAUUGUGUUGCCAAAGACAACAGGAACAGUUCGAGGGUACUUCAAAGGCAGCCGGUUUUUGGGGAGAUUAUCGUGAAUGUGAUUUACCCUGGCAAACAAUUGAAAGUGCUUUUACUCAUAUAAAGGAAAAUCAUAAAAUAGAUUAUAUCUAUCAAACUGGUGAUAUAAUUGAUCAUAUGGUUUGGAGUACCUCCAACGAAAAGAACAAAGAGGUCUAUACAGCUGUAACUAAUAAGAUCUAUGAAAGUUUCCCUCAAGUGCCAGUCUAUCCCGCCAUAGGUAAUCAUGAGCCUCAUCCCUUAAAUAUGUUCAGUCCCGAUUAUGUACCCGAAGAAGUCAAUACCAGAUGGUUGUAUGAAUAUUUAUACGAUAUCUGGUCUAAGUAUUUACCGGCCGAUACUAAAGAGACCAUAUUAAAAGGGGGCUAUUAUACUGUUUUAGUAAAACCUGGUUUCCGCAUUGUGUCCCUGAAUAAUAACGAUUGUUAUACCAGUAAUUGGUGGUUAUACCAUAAUGGUUCCGAUAUGAAAACUCAAUUAAUGUGGCUGCAUGAUGUUCUCUUGGCCGCUGAAAAAUCAAAUGAAUAUGUUCAUAUUUUGGCACAUAUACCCUCCGGUGAUGGUACUUGCUGGAAUGUUUGGUCUCGUGAAUAUAAUCGUAUUAUUGCUCGUUUCCAUAAAACCAUUAGUGGUAUUUUCAAUGGUCACACCCACAAGGAUGAAAUGAAUGUUCAUUAUGACGAGAAUGGCUAUGCGGUGGCUUUAUCACAUAAUGGUGGAGCUUUGACUACUUAUACUUUUAAGAAUCCCAAUUAUCGCAUUUAUCAAGUUGAACCUGAAAGUUUGCAAGUAGUUGAUCAUGAAACGUGGAUAUUUAAUUUAACUGAAGCUAAUUUAGCUGGUGAAGCUAAAAAUCCUAACUGGUUUAAAGAGUAUACAUUCGCUGAAGAAUUUACCCAGGAUUUCAGUCCAGCAGGCGUGGAUAAGUUAUUGGAGGAAAUGGCAGAUAAUCCAGAUUUGUUGAGAAAGUUCUGGCGCUAUAAAAGAACUUCAGCUGAUCCUGCUCUAUCUAAGGGUUGUUCCAGAACUUGUCUAUUGAACACCAUUUGUCGUCUGGCCACUACUGUUCAUGAUCAAACUAAACGCUGUGAAGAAUUAAAGACAAAAUUGAAUGUAGCGCUGGAUAAGGAAAACGCUACCACGGAAAGUACUUCUCAAGGCACCACAGUAUCUACUACCAGUAAACCUACAGAUCCUGAGGAUAAUGGAGAUGAUGGUGCUAUUUCGAUGUCAGCUUUAAGUUUAACAACUUUAAUUACUGUGAUUUUGAGUGUGCGUUAUAUAAUGUAAAUUAUUUUAAUAAAAUGUAAUCAGCGACAUUUUUAAAAUAUC